ACGCUUCAACAUGGCUUCCCCCACAAACCCACAUCCUUGGCAUGGGACUCAUCUCUCCGCCUAAUCUGCAUAGGUACCGCCACCGGCGCCGUCAAAGUUUUUGGUCGUCCUGGUGUCGAAUUCUACGGCCAACACCAGAACCCCAUACCUGUAACGAAGGUAAUUUUUCUUCCAAACCAGGGCCGCGUCGUGACGUUAUGCGACGACAACUCCUUACAUCUGUGGGAGGUCAACAGAAGUUCUCUGGUGGAGGUAAAGUCACAAGCCCUGGAGGGCAAGUUGAAGAAGAUAUCCACCAUGUGUUUGGAAACGGCAGGGAAACAUUUAUUGCUCGGCACGGAAGGCGGUAACAUAUACCUGCUGGAUUUGAGUACCUUCACGAUGACCCCUGAUAUUAUUUAUCAGGAUGUCGUUAUGCAAAAUGUUCCACAAGAUUAUAAGCUUAAUCCGGGAGCUGUUGAGUCCAUUUUCGAACAACCAGAGCAUCCGAACAACAUCCUUAUCGGUUACAACAGAGGAUUAGUCGUGCUUUGGAACAGAGCGGAGAACACUGCUGUUAAAACUUUUAUUUCAAACCAGCAGUUGGAGUCGCUUUGUUGGAAGGAGGAUGGCAAAUUCUUCAUUAGUUCACAUAACGAUGGCAGCUAUAUGGAAUGGAACAUCGAUCAGACAGACAAACCUUGCGGUGAUCCAGUCACUACUUACGGGCCUUAUUCUUGCAGAACUAUACCAAAAAUCUUGACCAGAGAUUUAAAUGGGGAACCACUAGUCGUAUUUUCAGGUGGUCUUCCCAGAGCAAAUUACAGCGAUAAAUAUUCGGUGUCCGUGAUACACGGUGAAAAGCAUGUUGCUUUCGAUUUUACCAGUAAGGUAAUAGAUUUCAUCCUCAUUGAUUCGAGAGCCCAUGAAGAAGAAGAAGAACCGGAAGAGGAAACCGAAAAUGAAAAUGAGGAAGUUAUAGUAGCUAAUGGUGAUAACGAGAAACGGGAGCCUGAAGCCCUAUUAGUGCUGGCGGAAGAAGAAUUGGUAGCUAUAGAUUUAAAAGAUGAGAAUUGGAAGAUGAUGAGCCUUCCUUAUUUGGUAUCGCUCCAUGCGUCUGCGGUUACGUGCACCCAAUAUGUAUCAGGAGUGCCCGAGGAACUAUGGGAACACGUAAAAGAUGCAGGAAAAGUACAAACGAGCCACCUUUAUUCCAAUCGUUCCUGGCCUGUCGACGGAGGAAAGUUGUUGUGUUCAAAAGGGGCCCAGCCGAAAAGAGAACUGUUACUUACCGGCCACGAGGAUGGUACGGUGAGAUUCUGGGAUGCCGGAGGUGUUACCCUAACCCCACUUUAUAAAUUUGGAACAUCGCAAUUCUUUUCUGGGGAUGACCUAGAAGAAGUUCAUCCAGAUCCGGAAGACCUUGAAGAAGAGUGGCCUCCUUUCCGGAAGACUGGCGUGUUUGACCCUUAUUCGGACGACCCUCGUUUGGCGAUUAAGAGGGUGACAUUGUGUCCUCUUUCUGGCACCCUGGUGGUCGCUGGUACUGCGGGACAAGUCGUUAUCGCCAAAUUUGACACUGAAGUUCUUGACGGACCCCUUAAACUUGCUUCUAUGAAUAUCGUUAGUGACAGAGACGGGUUUGUUUGGAAAGGUCACAACCAGCUAACUCCUAAACAAGGUGACAUACACCAAACUCGCGGUUUCCAAGCCAACUCCAUACUUCAGCUCCAUCCUCCGGCCGCUAUAACUUGUUGUGUCCUUCAAGCAGAUUGGGGCUUGGUUGCCGCCGGCACUGCUCAUGGACUUGCCCUUCUAGAUUAUGUUAAAAACAAACCCGUUAUGGUCAAAUGCACGCUUAAUCCAAACGAUCUCACUGGUUCCGGUGAUACGCCAAUUUCCCGCCGAAAGUCCUUCAAAAAAUCGCUCAGGGAGUCUUUCAGGAGGUUGAGAAAGGGCCGUUCAACCAGGAGGAAUGCCACUAAGGAAGAGAGCAAGCAACAACCAGCGACUUCGCCCGCGGGUAGAAAACCACCAGGCGCUGAUGAGACCUUCAACCCUCUUGACCCCAAGCCAGUCGAAAGACAAAUAGAGGCACGUCCUGCUGAUGACUCCAUGGGUUCCUUUGUUAGAUGCCUAUAUUUCGCGAGAACCUUCCUCGUUAGUGUACAAAAUACAAACCCGACACUGUGGGCCGGUACCAAUAACGGUACGGUAUAUGCUUUCACAAUAAUGGUGCCUUCAACGUCAAAACGAGAAACAGAUGACGUCACUUGUCAUUUAGCCAAAGAGAUACAACUAAAACACAGGGCUCCCGUCAUAGCAAUAGCUGUACUCGACGGUUCCAACAAACCUCUCCCCGAACCGUUAGAAGUGGAGAAAGGCGUGGCGCCUCUGCCGGACACCACCCAGGCACACAGAGUGAUCAUCGCUUCAGAGGAACAGUUCAAAAUAUUUACGUUGCCUUCCCUGAAACCGUUCUGUAAAUAUAAACUAACUGCACAUGAAGGUGCAAGAGUGAGACGAAUGGCUUUCGCAAACUUUACCUGUCAGUUAGAUACUUCGACUACGAUGCAUUCCGAGGUUGAUUUAAUGUGCCUAACGAAUAUGGGUGACUGCCUUGUUCUAAGCAUUCCAGACUUAAAACGACAGUUAAAUGCAGCUGCUAUUAAAAGAGAAGAUAUAAAUGGAAUAUCUUCGCUUGUGUUCACGAAAGAUGCCCAGGCUUUAUACCUACAUUCCUCUUCCGAACUGCAAAGGAUAUCUUUGUCGGCCACGAGAAUCACCAUGGCUAGAUGUUACCUGCCUCUCCCCGUCGGCGCUAGAGAGGACACGGUUUCUGAAACUGCGUCGGACAACGAACGUGAGGGACAAGACAUUUCCACCGAUGCCCCUUUAGUUAACGGCAACGCUGAAAGUAAAGAGGGCAGCGUUGAAGAUAAGUCGGAAGACGUGAGGUCGAACGGGGAGGAAAACCAGCACAAUAUGACUGUUUCCAGUAGCGUAGGCGAUAUAACGAUAGACAGCGUGAAGGACCACUUGGGUUCAGGUGAGGAAUUAAAUCGGAGAAUAUCGGGCUUAUGUGUUACAAAAACAGUCACAACAAUCAUCAAUACGAAUGAAGAUGGGGUGACCUCAUCCAACACUACCACCACGACUACCGCCCAAGCAGCCCAAGAUACAAAUUAAGGAGAUACAAGUGAGUGAUAUAUUGCUUCGAGCACCCUUAGCAUUGGCUGAAGAGGAUUCCUAGACCCAUUUUGACUGGGGGGGCAUGAAAAACUGUCAAUAAUUUGCCAUAUCAACAUGAUCAGUAUUUCGCAUUAACAUGUUAAGUUUUAUUUUCAUAUAAUUGUUUAGCUUAUAGGACAAAUCCUUUUAGAUGUGUUUUAAAGUUUUUAAUUAUUUUCGUUUUGUUCAUUUGUGAAAGUAUUGUUAGCGUACUUAUUAAGGUAUAAGGAAAAUCGGGACCAUUUUCAUUUCAAAAUUUCCUGCUGCGGAAGUGUUAAAACGAAAUGCUGUUCAGGUUUUAAUUAAUAGUUUAUUAUUAAUAAAUUUUUUAUAUAUCAUCAUAUUGUUAAUGUUUUUAUUAUUAAAAACUUAUGGUAUUAGAGUUCUCGGCAAUAUCCAGAUCAAAUUUAUUGUAUUAUUAUUAUUAUUAUUUUAAAUCUGAGAACUUUAAUAUGCGGAAGACUUUCUGAAGAAAUAUUUGGUAUAGCUUUUUAUAUCCUCAUCCAAGCUAAAGCUUCGCUGUUUAUACAGUUUAUUUUAACUUAUUAAAAAAAAAAAUUCUUGAGACCUUUGGGACCCUAGUGUAGUAGAUUUUAUUAAAUAUAAACUUUUCCACAGUUAGUCUAAAAUAUACCGUUAUCUAAGAGUUGCGCAUUUGAAGUUGAGUGUUUAUAGUUUGUUGAAAAUUUAUAAAUAUAACACACCUAUGUCUUAACUGUGGUCAAAGGUAAUUUUAAUAGCAGCUUUUUUAUACAAAACGUGGUGGAGGUUUGUGAGCGAAUGUGUGAGUGGAGUUCUAAGUUUUUAAUAACAAACAAUAAGAACUUGUAAUAUGGCCUUAACAUUUCGUUAGAUAUUUUAUAUUCGUAUUUUAUUCACAUUUUAUUAAAGUUUAUAUUUAUGAUUUCACAUGACAGAACAUCACUAAAGUGAAUAAAAAUCAA
This is a messenger RNA of Anoplophora glabripennis (Asian longhorned beetle), 4154 nucleotides long. RefSeq names its product lethal(2) giant larvae protein homolog 1 (gene l(2)gl). Gene Ontology annotation, cellular component: cortical actin cytoskeleton; plasma membrane; cytoplasm. The transcript has 13 exons. Gene Ontology annotation, molecular function: syntaxin binding; GTPase activator activity; myosin II binding. Gene Ontology annotation, biological process: regulation of establishment or maintenance of cell polarity; cortical actin cytoskeleton organization; regulation of Notch signaling pathway. The annotation marks the transcript as partial. NCBI's taxonomy places the organism in Eukaryota, Metazoa, Arthropoda, Insecta, Coleoptera, Cerambycidae. The record is from RefSeq and is a predicted model, not a curated record.